Trichoderma atroviride IMI 206040 is the source of this 662-nucleotide messenger RNA. NCBI's taxonomy places the organism in Eukaryota, Fungi, Ascomycota, Sordariomycetes, Hypocreales, Hypocreaceae. The record is from RefSeq and is a predicted model, not a curated record.
CCCAAGCGUCGGAAAGAAUCAUUCAGAUGAGACGAGAUUGAAAUGGGGGGAUGCAAAGAGGAGAAGCAAUCAGCCUUCUCCAACACAUGUUGGAAUGGAGGCCCAAAAGGUUCGGUUCGGGUAUCGAUCCAAUUGUUCGAUUGCGAUGCGGGGAAACGUCACCAUUACAUACUAAGAGGCUUUGCCGAGCCCAGUCAUCGCGUUUCUCACAUGCCCAGACGCGACUCAGACAGAGCUGCUUCCGAUGCCAAUGGGAUUCGAUCCAGACAGCCUGAUAGCUGACAGCUUUCAUAUUCCCUUACAUAAGUGCCCAAAACAAGGCCCAAUAUGUCAGAGCCCCAGCGAAUGAUUUGCGCUGCUCCGAUUCCUUCGAAUCGCAGCGCGCGCAAGUCCAAGACUAAUGUGUGGUCAUAAACUAGAUUAAAAGUAGUAUAUGCAUCAGCCUUCCUUCGGUGUGUUUAUCGCUGUAUCGCUGCCAUCCAAUUGGGCCAAGUUGCAGCUCCAUUGGGCAACCUCACCGCUGGGCUGAGGUUGCAAUGAUGCUCUAUUUAGAUUGGCAUUGGUACCUACCCACCUAUGGAGGCUGUAGGCUGGAGAUAGCUAACCGCUUCAGGUAAUGAAGACAACCUAUAUAUUACAGCUUGACAUUUGAUCCCGGUAUA